AAACUUUUGUUCCAGUGGCCUCCAAAAGAAAAAAUAUUAGCGAAUAUUAAAGCCCUUUCAUCAUCGAUAGAUAGAAAUCUAGAAUAUAGAAAAACAAGCAAAAAAGGAUUUUCCUUUUUGCUACUCCGUCGUCCACCAGCUUCCUCCGGCCGCCGUAGCGUAGCCGAAUUGUCCCGCUUCGGGGCUCGGUGGCUUCUCCGGCCGGCGAGAGUCUGUCUCCGGCGAGUGUUCGCUCUCCUCCGCGAGGCUGAGGGGAUCCCCUUGGACGCUCGGAAUUGGGACGGGAUGAUGGGAUUUUGGCUGAUUCCGAUGGAGACUCCGGCGAGGCUUCUGUGGAGCACCAGCUUCUUCCGCCACAAGAUCGCCGCCAUGCUCGCCUCCUCCUCCUGCUUCUUAUAGAUCCGAUCCCUCACCGUCGUCGUCGGCAGCUAGUUUCUGUUCUGUACAUACGUCGACGCGCGUAUAGUUAAUUUUCUCUCCUAUAAAGAAGUAAAUAAUCUCGAUCCAUGGAGUCCGGCCGGCUCAUCUUCAACGCGACGGGCUCCGGCGCCGGGCAGAUGCUCUUCCUGGACUGCGGCGCGGGCGGCGGCGGCUUGUUCCAUCGAGUGAUGAAGGUGGGAGACCGAUGAUGAUGGGCCUGGAAGAAGGGCGCGGCGUAAAGCGGCCCUUCUUCACCUCCCCCGACGAGCUCCUCGAGGAGGAGUACUACGACGAGCAGCUGCCGGAGAAGAAGCGCCGCCUCACCCCGGAGCAGGUGCAUCUGCUGGAGAGGAGCUUCGAGGAGGAGAACAAGCUGGAGCCGGAGCGCAAGACGGAGCUGGCCCGCAAGCUCGGGCUGCAGCCUCGCCAGGUGGCCGUCUGGUUCCAGAACCGCCGCGCACGGUGGAAGACCAAGCAGCUCGAGCGCGACUUCGACCGCCUCAAGGACUCCUUCGACGCCCUCCGCGCCGACCACGACGUCCUCCUCCAGGACAACCACCGCCUCCGCUCACAGGUGGCGUCGUUGACCGAGAAGCUGCAAGAGAAGGAGGUGACGGACGGCGCUGGCGCCGACGCCGCGGUGUUGCCGGUGGAUGUCAAGGCCUCCCUGGCCGAUGACAUCGAGGAGCCGGCCGCGGCCGCGGAGGAGGCGGCGUUCGAGGCGCAGCAGGUGAAGUCCGAGGACAGGCUGAGCACGGGCAGCGGCGGGAGUGCGGUGGUGGACGCGGACGCGCUGCUGUGCGGCCGGUUCGCCGCCGCCGUCGACAGCAGCGUGGAGUCCUACUUCCCCGGCGGCGAGGACCACUACCACGACUGCGGGAUGGGCCCCAUGAACCCCUGCGCGGGAGGGAUCCAGUCGGACGAUGACGGCGCGGGCAGCGACGAGGGGUGCAGCUACUACCCCGAAGACGAAGCAGCCGCCGCCGCCGCGCUCUUCGCCGGACACGCCAACCCCCACGCCGCCGAGGACGAGGACGCCGGACAGAUCAGCUGGUGGAUGUGGAACUAGGCAUUCCGCAUUCUUCCCGCGCCGAUCGACCGUCAAAUUGAUCUUGUGUUGUCAAGAACUCGUACCUCUGUUUUCUUUCGCAACGUUGCUGUAAUAUGGUGAAUUCCUAGCUACUGUUUGAUUAUGGAGAAGGUGUAUGGAUGCAUGGUAGGGUAAAAUUGGGCAGUUAAUAUUGUUAAUCCCAAUCAGUUGUGGUGUUCGAUAAGAUUAAGAGAUGAGUUGGGGUGAGAAAUAAGUGCAUGGAGACAAGCACUCUUUUCAUGGCACAGUGCGUUGUGUCAAUGAGAUUUACUAGUCAUCGUCGUCGUGCCAUUUUGUCAAGAUCAAUUGGAGUUUUAACAUUUACUGCA
Messenger RNA from Setaria italica (foxtail millet), 1839 nucleotides. RefSeq names its product homeobox-leucine zipper protein HOX16. The transcript is spliced from 4 exons. NCBI's taxonomy places the organism in Eukaryota, Viridiplantae, Streptophyta, Magnoliopsida, Poales, Poaceae. Gene Ontology annotation, biological process: positive regulation of DNA-templated transcription. Gene Ontology annotation, cellular component: nucleus. Gene Ontology annotation, molecular function: sequence-specific DNA binding; DNA-binding transcription factor activity, RNA polymerase II-specific. The record is from RefSeq and is a predicted model, not a curated record. Bases 626 to 1489 code for a protein of 287 amino acids.